AUGUCCGCGACUCUGACUGCGACGCAACAUUCUUUCCCGCACAUCUUCUUGUCGCCAGAGGCCGAGGCUGACUUAGAGCGAAGCACGCUCUUUGAGGCGAAGAGGGACCACAACCAGAAGACGCUGCUGGAGUAUGGCCUGCACCUCGGCCUGAACUCCAAGAGGCUCUUGAUCCUGUCGGUGGGCUCCUCCUCCACGCAGGCGUACGAUGCUUCUGGCCUCAGUUUCUCGGUUCAUGCGGGCACGAAGGUCUGCUCACAGGAGGCUUUGCGGAAGCUGGAGGAGAAACUGAAAGCUGAGGCUCGCGACUAUGACUGCGUCCUGCUCAUCAACUCGAUAGGCUAUGCGGUGAAGCCCGAGAUCACCCACCUGGUGGACCUGAAGGACGUGGAGGAAACCCGGGAGCUGCCGGGAGUGCCACCUUUGAGGGCUUCCCUGGAGAGGGCCCUCCCAAAGGCAGAGAAGAAGGUGGUGAGUCGUCACAAGGCUUCCAAGGGGUACCGAUGUUCUCAGUUGAUCAAUGACUUCAGUGUGGCUUUGGCUGAGGGUGUCUUGGCUGAGUACACCGCUGAUGUGAUCGUGGAUUGGGGUGGCGCCAGUUUCAAGGUCUUCCUGAAGGGCCAGAAGAUCGGGUCAGAGCGCAUGGAUGCCAACGAACUCCUCUGCAGCAGCGGGAAGCUGGACAACAAGCGUCUGCAGGAGCUGAUGCACCAGAUAGAGACGAAAGUGACUAAACUCCUUGAGGAGCAGGAAGAUGUGCCGGCUGCGUGCAAGGUGCUGAUUGUGCAGACAGGCCAGGCUCGCGAGCUGCAUUACCGCAACCAAGAUGCCAGUAAUCCUCAGGUCGGCGAGAAGCGGAAACUCCAGGAAUAG
Symbiodinium sp. CCMP2592 is the source of this 873-nucleotide messenger RNA. Lineage: Eukaryota; Dinophyceae; Suessiales; Symbiodiniaceae. The record is from the annotation of a GenBank genome assembly.